GUGGCACAGAAACUGUGACGGUGUUUUGUAUUUGAGAAAUAAACCUGGCCCGAGCUUUUCCAUGUGUUUUCUGUUCAUUGCAUGCUAAAUCUCAAUGAACUUCGAUUGACUGAUUUGGUACUUAAUUAAAUUUGAAAAUAUCAUUUAUCGAAUUUUGCUCCCUGAUGUAGGUACCCUGUGCCGUUCUAUGCCCUCCAGUCCCGGUGCCCGUGGGCCGUGACCUUGACCUCUCCCUUCCCUGACCCCUGCACUCCCAGUCCUCACUUCCGCACUGCAGCUAAACCGUCAGGUGGCAUAAAUCGCAGACGACUUUCGUCAUUUGGUGUGGCCAGAUAACGAGUCGAGACAUCGGGCGACAGGCAAGAUGAGUUCGCGGCGUGCAGAGUUGUUUGACGGACCGCCGCUGUUCAUUGAGCGAGCAGGUCUCGGGAGGUUUGUUGAUUUAACAGGUUAGAGUUCCCCAUCGUCUCCACCAUGGCCGUCCUGCCGCUUCUCCUGCUGGUAACCGUCUUCACCUCCCCAUCACUCGCUGGCUGCCCCUCCGAAGAAUGGCACGCCAGCAAGGGCACCUGCUACCGCUUUGUCUACCACUACUGGACCUGGUCGGACGCCCUGGACGCCUGCGGUCUCAUCCAGGAGAACUCCACGCUCGCCUCGGUCCACGAUCUAGAGCAGAACGCGUUUGUGGCGGAGACCGUGUGUGGCUAUGGAGAGGCUUGGCUAGGCCUAAGGCGGCCCGGGUCUUACAUGGGGUGGGAUUGGGUCGAUGGAUCGCCGACGAAUUUCACCCAGUGGGGGUACAACCAGCCGGCCAGUGAGGGCGAGCAGUGCGCCAUUAUCAACGGGUACACUUCUGGUCAGUGGAUCUCGGGGGACUGCCAGUCAGAUCAUGCUAGUUUUGUGUGCCAGAUCCCUGAGCAAUAGGUGGGGAGUAGAGAUACUUGAAAAGCAUUGUCCUCUGUCUCUAGUGUGGCGCUGCUGUACAUACAGGUCUGAGGCUGGACGGAGCAUUUGAAGGGAAAAUAAACGUAUCAAGCUUCCUGUACUUCAAAAUAAACGCAUCAGUGGGUCUAAA
Amphibalanus amphitrite is the source of this 1075-nucleotide messenger RNA. RefSeq names its product lectin BRA-3-like. Gene Ontology annotation, molecular function: signaling receptor activity. Bases 475 to 924 code for a protein of 149 amino acids. The record is from RefSeq and is a predicted model, not a curated record. Lineage: Eukaryota; Metazoa; Arthropoda; Thecostraca; Balanomorpha; Balanidae. The transcript has 2 exons.